AUGGAAAUUGGAAACAUCGUGAAGGAAACAAUUAGAAAUGAGAAUUUGAGUGACGAUGGUGAUAAAUCUUGGAAACCCGUGUGUUGUAACGAUGACGAUAAAUUUGGGUUGGAAGAUGGCAAUGAAGGGGAAACGAAUCUGUUUGCUCUGAGUGCUGAGCUUUCUUGGCUUGGGGAGAAAGCCGAGGAAGUGAAGCGAUUCUUACAAAGCGAAAGCCACGAUGUACAGGAACAACCCAACUCCAUAAUCUGCCAUGAGAUCGUCACAUCUUCUUCGAUCUUCUCACAAUGUCAUCAAAGUUUGAGUUUUCCAGGCGGGGAAGAAAUUGUAGAAAUGGAGGAGGCUGAUAUUCUUGCAGAGCACACCCAUUUGUGUAGCAUCUGUGGGAAAGAGUUCAGGCGAGACGGGAACGUGCGAAUCCACAUGCGGUCCCACGGUGAGGAAUACAAAAGCAAGAAAACCCUAACAUCUAGCAAGCCCAAGGACCAAAAGUCAUUCUAUUCGUGCCCCUUCCAAGGCUGCACACACAACAGGCGUCAUCCGAAUUUCAAGCACUUGAAAUCCAUGGCAUCCCUGAGAAACCAUUACAGAAGAACCCACUGCGCUAGGAUCUAUGCCUGCAACAACUGUGGAAAGGAGUUUUCUUUCUUGGGAGAUCUGAAAACCCACGGAAACAAGUGUGGGCAUAGUAAAUGGCAGUGUUCGUGCAGCCUCAGCUUUUCAACGAGGAACAAGCUGCUUCGCCAUUUGGGAUUAGGGUGCCAUGGCCAUAAGCCUGUUCCUCCUGCUCCUGCUGUUUCUGCUCUCAAUGGGGAGAACUCCACGGGCAAUGAUAAACCACCGGGAUAG
Cryptomeria japonica (Japanese cedar) is the source of this 849-nucleotide messenger RNA. Its product is annotated as protein SENSITIVE TO PROTON RHIZOTOXICITY 2-like. Gene Ontology annotation, biological process: response to acidic pH; response to aluminum ion. Bases 1 to 849 code for a protein of 282 amino acids. The transcript has a single exon. The record is from RefSeq and is a predicted model, not a curated record. NCBI's taxonomy places the organism in Eukaryota, Viridiplantae, Streptophyta, Pinopsida, Cupressales, Cupressaceae.